Sphaerulina musiva SO2202 is the source of this 2198-nucleotide messenger RNA. RefSeq lists its product as uncharacterized. The record is from RefSeq and is a predicted model, not a curated record. The transcript is spliced from 3 exons. The coding region runs from base 64 to 1980 and encodes 638 amino acids. NCBI's taxonomy places the organism in Eukaryota, Fungi, Ascomycota, Dothideomycetes, Mycosphaerellales, Mycosphaerellaceae.
GCAUGAUGCGACAUCUGCUGACCUCCUCCUCCUCCUCUGAACCACCCCUCCCUCCACGAGUCAAUGUCGAUUCUAUAUACUCCCGAUCCGGCUAUAGAUACUGGCUGGAUUCGAUCUCUUUCGCAACGCGAAUUGUCUCUUCGUGUCCCCAUCAACUAUGUGAACCAUCCCGGCGUGGUGCUCACGGCAGCAUGCUUUGGUAAUGAUUCCUACGAGGAGACGGCUGCCGCAAAAUGCAUCUCGAAUCUGCUGGUCAGCGGAUUCCGCAGACUCGAGGCCGAUGUCUUUUGGGACGCAAGUCGAUUAACCUGGAGCCUCUGUCCCGUCGAGCUCGGCGGCGGCGACGAUGAUGACGGCGGCGCAAAUGCAACGCUCACCGCGUCUACCAGCGUGCCGGCUGCCCCCAUCUCGGUGGACAGCAACAUGGCAGGCAGAGACAUGCAUCAUCUACGGAGACAGGACGAAGAAACACUAUCACAGACCAGCGCCGCCUCCACCACUGUGGUCAUGUCCACGAGCAUGAUGCCCAUCGCCACUCUCACCGCAAAUCCCACCAACACUUCUGCGCCAGGCACUUCUCCGCCUGCAAACUCGGACGCUGCUGGCGGCACGCUGUUCAAGGCGGGACCGUAUUCUUGCACUUACAAGACAGACUGGCAGUUGCUUGUCAGUAUCGUAUCUGCACAUCUGGCAAAUACGGAUACUGACCUUGCUGCAAGAACGCUCACUCUCAUGCUCAAUCUGCACGCAGCCGCGCCAGCUUCCGGUGGACCUGCCCAAGCACCUAGUGAUACCAACCUACCACAGGGGGCAUCGCUGCUCAGUGCGGAGCUUGCACGAAAUGUAUCUGCCUAUUUGUAUCCGCCAGGCGAUCUGCUCAGCCAGAGAGAUGAUCUGAAUCAUAGCGGGAGCUGGUUCUCGACAUACGGUGCAGCCCACCCACUCGCAUCCUACUUCACGGUGGAGAGUGGCAACACGCCCUCUUCUCCCGAUGGCUGGCCAAGCGAAGGUUUUGUGGAACUUCCGGGCGUGUCGAACCGAUUGACAGUAGGAUUUGGAAGUAUUGAUCCUCAGAUGGCUGCGUACAAUUCCACUGGUGAUCGCGCAGCCAUCUUUCCGCUGGGAUAUCUGGAGUCCAUCACAAACGUUACCUAUACGGAUUCUGGUAACGUCACGACGGGCUGCUUCUUCAAUCCCGUCGAAACCAAUUUAGCAGAUGUGAACUCCUCUUGGGCAGUUUCCAGUCUCGGGAGCGGCGCCAGUGCUACUCCUGCAGAGCUAUCUACGUACCUGAGCCAGGCGCGGAGUCUCACCACGUGUGGAAUAUCGCCCAUCUUGAAUGCGACACUGGGCAACGCUUCCGCGGACCAAGGGUUCGAGCCAUAUCUUGCCUUUGCGCAAAGUACUGUCUGGUCGUGGUCUGCCGGACAGCCCGUCAACACCACCCAGCGAGACGAUUUGGGCGAUGAUCGAUGCGCAGCUCUCAACUCGACGUCUGGCAAUUGGCAAGUCCUGGACUGUGGUGCGUCUCGUCGUGGCGCCUGCAGAGUGGGGAGUCAACCCUACGAAUGGGAAAUCAGCGACGCGCAGGUGCCGUACGAUCGCAUGUACUUGGCUUGCGAUGAUGACCAGACCUUUGAUGCUCCCCGGACUGCACUCGAGAACAGUUAUUUGGCAUGGGUGUGGCGCAUGUACCGAGCCGGGUCUCAAGGCGACGGCGUGGAUGAACUGCUCUGGCUCAACUUUAACGACCUCGACAUCAAUGCGUGUUGGGUCUUGGGCCAGAACACGACUUGCCCCUACAGUGGGGAGCCCGAACAGCAGACUCGCCGGAUUGUGGUGCCGGUCGUGGGAGGAGUCAUUGUAUUCGUGCUCGCUGCACUGACGGUUUUGGUGAAGUGUGCGGGGAAUCGACAGACGUCGAAGCGACGACGCAGGCGAGGGGGGGAUGGCUGGGACUAUGAAGGUGUACCAUCGUAGCUCUACGGCAUCGCAUCGUGGAGACGUACAGCUGCAGGCGCAUGAAGGGAGUCGACUGCUGCUCGUGACGCACCAUAUAGCAUAUACCCCGAGGGGUAAAAAAAAAUGGCAUGUGAAAUACCGCAUUGCCCCUGGCCUUCCUCUCUCCCAUGACGUGGAUACUUCAACUCUUCCUCCAAACCGAGGUCAUAUACAUGUAGCCAUCCAUCUCGCUUCAU